AGUGCCAAGAUGAGCGUCACCUCGUGGUUCCUGGUGAGCAGCAGCGGCACCCGCCACCGGCUCCCGCGAGAGCUCAUCUUCGUGGGGCGAGACGAGUGUGAGCUCAUGCUGCAGUCCCGCAGCGUGGACAAGCAGCAUGCUGUCAUUAACUACGACCAGGACAGGGACGAGCACUGGGUGAAGGACCUGGGCAGCCUCAAUGGGACUUUCGUGAAUGACGUGCGCAUCCCAGACCAGAGAUACGUCACGCUGAAGCUCAAUGACGUCAUCCGGUUUGGCUACGAUCCCAACAUGUACGUACUGGAGCGUGUGCAGCACCGCGUCCCGGAGGAGGCGCUAAGGCACGAGAAGUACACCAGCCAGCUGCAGGUGAGCGUCAAGACCCCCGCGCCUAAGAGGGCUGAGGCUGUGCCCGAACAGGUGCCCUACUGCGAGGCCUCGACCCCCAGGCCAGAGCGGGGGGACCGGAGACCAGGACCAGAGGCGGCCACCUACCGCACCCCCCUGUAUGGGCAGCCCUCCUGGUGGGGGGAAGAUGAUGGGGGCAGCCUGCCUGAGGACCGGCGCCAGGACGAGCCCUGCCCUGAGCGGCCCAAGGACCUGGCUCAGCAGGACGGCGAUCUCACGGGGACACCGGCCGGCUUCCGGGCCCCCUCGGAGCCUCAGAUUUACUCCUUCCGGCGGGAGCCCAGCUACUUCGAGAUCCCCACCAAGGAGGCGCCCCCCCCGCGGCCUCCAGAGGUGCCGGUGCAUGAGGCGCCCACCAGGGAUGCGGAGCCUAGCGGGGGCGGGGUGGCCCCCGUGCAGAGCCACGCCUGCUUUACCAUCGAGUUUGAUGACUGCAGCCCCGGCAAGCUGAAGAUCAAGGACCGCGUCACCAAGUUCCUGCGCCAGCGGCGGCCCCCAGGCAAGGAGGCCACGCCUGUGGAGGUGGUCUCCGCCGAGACCAAGGUGGCCGACUGGCUGGUGCAGAAUGACCCAAGUCUGCUGCCCCGGGCCGGCCCCGGCGGUGACCGGCACAGCACCAAGAGUGACCUGCCGGUGCACACGCGCACCCUGAAGGGUCACAAGCACGAGGAUGGCACCCAGAGCGACUCGGAGGACCCCCUGGCCAAGGUGGCUGGGGCCCCUGGGGUCCCAGCGGAGGCCAGUGGGGAGCAGGCGCGGCUGCAGAGACAGAUCAAGCGGGACCCCCAGGAGCUGCUGCACAACCAGCAGGCCUUCGUCAUUGAGUUCUUUGAUGAGGACACGCCCCGAAAGAAGCGGUCCCAGUCCUUCACGCACACGCCCCCCGGGGACCCCCGGCCUGACCGGCGCCGUGGCCCUGGGCCAGCCGACAGGGACCGCCCGGCUGCCCCCCCCCCGGCCCGUGGGACCGGCAGCAGUUCGGGGCCGCAGCGGGCCGGCUCGCUCAAGCGGGAGAAGACGGAGGAGCGGCUGGGCAGCCCCUCACCAGCCGCCCGGGCCCCCGCCCGCCCCUUUGGCAGCGUGGGGCGUCGCUCCCGCUUGGCCCAGGACUUCGCGGCCCAAUGUCUGCGGGACAGCUCCCCGGCAGCCCGGCCGGGCCCCGAGAAAGCGCCCCCCACGCUGCCCGUGCCCCUGACGCCCCGUGGGGCCAGUCCCGCAGCCCCCUCACCUCCACCGCCCCCGCCCGCCGACCCCCAGGUGACGAAGGCCCGCAAGCACGAGGAGGACGACAGCCUCAGCGACGCAGGGACCUACACCAUCGAGACGGAAGCGCAGGACCAGGAGGUGGAGGAGGCCCGCAAGAUGAUUGACCAGGUCUUUGGGGUCCUCGAGUCUCCUGAACUCUCCAGAGUGUCCUCGGCCGCCUUCCGCCCAGUCAUUAGAGGGGACAGAGAGGAGCUUGGAGACGGGGCGGCCCAGCGAAUGGCCCUGCUGCAGGAGUUUGCCUCCCGGCCCACGGGCAUGACCCCCCAGGUGGAGCUGCAGGGCCUCGCGGUACCAGGCUCCCCCGGGGGUCAGAAGUGGGUGUCCCGCUGGGCCAGCCUGGCCGACAGCUACUCAGACCCAGGCCUGUCAGAGGACGGCCCCGGGAGCAGAGCCGCGGAGCUGGAGGGGAUCCCGCCGGUGCGGCCACGGCGGCUGCUCCCGCAGCUGCCUAGCGACAGAGCGGACAGCCCCGCUGGCCCUGAGGUGGCCAGGAGGAGUGGUCCCGGGCCCCCGGAGGUGGGCGGCGAACAGGCUGGCCUCCUCUUGGGCCAGGAGGACCUGGAGCCUGACAGCCUCAGUGACGCCAGUGGCUCAGACAGCGGGCGGGGCCCCGAGCCGGGCGGGGGCCCCCAGGAGGAAAGACGCAGGAGUCCCCAGGAAGGGCCGGCGUGGACGAGGGGCCGGCGCUCGCCGAGGGGCCCUGGGGAGCCAGCCCCAGCCUCUUUCUUCAUCAGCAACCUGAGCGCAGAGGCAGCCCUCCCCAGGAAGGCCCCUGCGGCUCCGGGGCAGGUGGAGGGCCCGGGGCGGGCCCAGCCCAGUGCCCCUGCCCCCGACCACGACGGCACGCACGUCAGCACCAGCGGGAGGAUGGCCAUCCAGCUGCAGACGACGGGGACGCCCCCAGAGCUCCAGGGCCCUGCCCCAGCACCCCCCAAGGAGGCCUUGGCAUUCGUCCGGCAGGAAAGCUUCACCAAGGAGCCGGCCAGCGGCCCCGCGGCGCUUGGCCAGCUGCCCCAGAUCCCCAGCCACCCCCUCCUGCAGGACCUGGCUGCGGCCCGGGCCGCACGCGUGGACCUUCACUCUCAGGACACCCACCUGAUCUUAAAGGAGACUGAGACAGCGCUGGCCGCCUUGGAGGCCCGACUGCUCUCCAAGUCCCUGGAGGAGCCAGAGGGGGAGGUGGGCAGCGCCCCUGGGCCGCCGGAGGACUCCUUGUCCGGGGACUCUGACGUGGACACAGCCAGCACUGUCAGCCUGCUCAGUGGCAAGAACGGGCCCAGCCCAACCGGCUCCCAGCCCACGGGGCUGCAGAAGGAGAAGCCGCCAUCCCCGUCAGCAGCACAGGACCUGGGGGGCGUCAGCCUGAGCAGCGCCCGCGAGCGGCUCUCGGAGAAGCAGCGUCGCCCUCUGGGACCAGUGGAUGCGGGCCCCGGAGAGCUGGCAAGACGCCUGGCCGCACGGCGUGGCCAUGGCCCCCGGGGGUCCCCAGACUGGCCUGCCGAGGACCGCGGCUCCAGCCUCGCACACCCGCCCAGCGCUGACACAGUCACUUCUGACCACGAAACCCCUGGGGCCACGGGGGCAGCUCGGCCCGGGACGCGCCGGAAACCCAUGGCCCCACCGCCGCCGACCGCCGCUGCCCGGGAGGAGCAAGGCCGAGGCUCGGCCGGCAUCCAGAAGGCGCAGCAGACACUGACCCGCUCCAACAGCCUGUCCACUCCGCGGGCCACACGGGCCUCCCGGCUGAGGCGGGCCCGGCUGGGGGAUGCCUCGGACACGGAGGCGGCAGAUGGCGAACGGGCCCCCCCGGCCACCCCAGAGCCCACGGGGCGGCCGGCAGCCGAGCAGGCCAAGAAGCUGUCCCGCCUGGACAUCCUGGCCAUGCCCCGGAAGCGGGCCGGCUCCUUCACGGGGCCCAGUGACUCAGAGGCGGCCCCCACCCGCGCCGGCUUCUCGGGCCGCAGCGUCGAGCUGUACGGCCCCGGACGCAAGCCCACCAUGAUGGCCGAGGCUCGGCCAGCUGCCAGGAAGGCUGCCAACACUGCUGCGGUCCCCCGCCAGCCCUUCAGCAGGGCCCGCCCGGGAAGCGCCCGAUACUCGUCACCCAACACGCGCCGCCGGCAGCAGGGCUCCGACUGCACGUCCACCUCCGAGGAGGAGUGCGGCUCCCGCCACGGCUCCCCUAAGCACGCUCGCCCCCACGCCUCAGCAGCUACGCAGACCCCGCGGGCUGGCGGCUCCGGCCGGGCGGGGCCCAGGGCCCCUGGCCUCCGGGACACGGAUGACGAGGAUGAAGAGCCUGAUCCCUACGGUUUCAUUGUGCAGACGGCCGAGAUUGCGGAGAUUGCCAGGCUGAGCCAGACGCUGGUGAAGGACGUGGCCACGCUGGCCCGUGAGAUCCAUGACGUGGCUGGCGAUGGUGACUCUCCAGGCUCCCCGGGGCCCGCCUGCAGCCCCUCCCUCAACAACGUGCCCAGCACCCCUGCCUCCACCAUCUCUGCCCGCGAGGAGCUGGUGCAGCGCAUCCCUGAGGCCAGCCUCAACUUCCAGAAGGUGCCUCCCGGCUCCCUGGGCCCUCGGGACCUGGACCAGAACAUGAACGACCGCUGCGAGGAUGCCCUGGCCAACAAGAUCCGGCCCCGGAACCGCGAGGAGGUGAUCUGUGAUAACCUCAUGCUGAACCCGGUGUCCCAGCUGUCCCAGGCCAUCCGCGAGAACACGGAGCACCUCGCUGAGAAGAUGAAGAUCCUCUUCCAGAAUUCAGGGCGAGCGUGGGAGGACUUGGAGGCCAGGAUCAAUGCCGAGAAUGAGGUGCCCAUCCUGAAGACGUCCAACAAGGAGAUCAGCUCCAUCCUCAAGGAGCUGAGGCGCGUGCAGAAGCAGCUGGAAGUUAUCAAUGCCAUUGUGGACCCCAGCGGGAACCUGGACCUGCUGACCGGAAGCCGCGGCCCUGUGGGCUCGGCCCAGCUCGGGAGAGCCCGGCCCGCCGCCCCAGGCCUGUGUUCGCCCUCCUCGGCCCUGCCGCCCCGGAGCUUCCCACAGCGGACGAGCUGCGGGACCCCUGGCCUCCCCGACACCCCCUUCCGCCCUGACUUCCUCCCGGACGCCGAGAGGUUCCUGAUCUAGGCGGCGGGGCCUCCCCUCCACUCCACCCACCGCUGUGGCCUCCUCCGGCUCGGACAGGUCACCACAAAGACCCCUACACGUGCCAUAACCCCGUGAGUGGGUGCCCAGGCCCCCUCCUCAGCUCCCCCUGCCCCCCCCACCCGCCCUGCUGGCCUCCUGGCCCAGCCCCUGCUGUGGCCGCCGCCAAGGGCCAGCAUCCUGCUGUGUUUCAGCGCCCCUCCAUCCCCGUCGUCGUGUCUUUAGCUUCAAGGAAGGAGUCGUGCCAUCGCAGCCGCGGCCCUCCCCGGCCUGGAAGGGCCCCGUCCCCCUCGUGGGCUGGGGGACGCCUGAUUCCCGCUGGGCCCUCCGUGCUGGCCAGGACCAGCUGGGGGCGGAGGGGCUGGGCAGUGCGGGCUCUCAGUGCCAAACACAGGGCCAGGGGCCAGGCGUGCCCCGUGAUGCCCUGGCUCUCUGAGUGGGCAGAGUGCGGGCUGGGCUGGGCAGACGCCAGUGGCCCAGGCAGGGGUGCAGCCCAGGGGACAUCUGGGGCAGGGACCCCGCUGCUGCGAGCCUUUGGUGCCAACACAACUGCCAGACUCAGUGUGCCGGCCAGGCGGCCACGUACAGACACGCACAUGCCAGGAGCAUGUCCACGCUCACGGCAGGCCCAGGCUCGCCCAGGGAGGGCGGCCGGCCGUGCCCCAGGCUCCCGGGGCUCAGGCAGACCACCCGGUGAGGCGAACAGUUGACCAAAGUGGCCAGAACCCCGGGCUUCCAGAAGCUCCCUGGACUGCACGCCACCCCCACCCCCCGUCCUCUGGACACUGUGGGCAUUAACUGGGUGCCCCUCAGGCCUCCAUGCACUGUGGGGUGGGGGGUGGGUGGGUGGGGGCAGCCCCCCAGGAACCGUUCAUUUCUCAGGAUCCUCUCAGCUGGGAACGAGCCAGGCAGCAGAGCGCGGCCCCUCCUUCCUGGGGGGCUGGUGUGUCUGGAGCCUCUAAGCCAAAGAGCCCGUUGGCUGUGGCGGGUGGGCAUGCGGCCGCCCCGCCAGGACCAUCCUGGAGAGGGGGUGUGCCCGCCCCGCCUGGCGUGUGCACUAAUGUCGAAGGCGAGCAGGGGUGGGGGUGCUGGGGGCGGGUCCCUGAGGCGGGGCCCCAGGCCAGCGCGUGCAGGUCUGGGCCGCAGGGGGUGAUGCGUGUCUGUGUUUCCGUCUCGCUGACGUGGCGCCCAGUGCCCAGGCCCUGUGCCCUUCCCCGACGCGCACGUGUGUGAGUGCAGUGGGGCCCCCGCCGGCCCCGCCGCGAGCCUGCUGUGUCCGCACGGAGGAGGUGCUAGUCCUGGUGCCCCCCGCCCCGCAUGCCCACACGGCUGUCCCCCCGGAAGCGGGCAGUGGCCGUCCGCCGCCCCCCCCCGUGGUGACCACAGUGUUUCUGUCACGGCCCAUGCUCCUCUCCCCUCCCGCCUUCACCCUGGGAUCAGUAACUUAUUUGUCUGGCUUCUCGGAGGCACC
Budorcas taxicolor (takin) is the source of this 6289-nucleotide messenger RNA. It is a transcript of the gene CEP170B, whose product is annotated as centrosomal protein 170B. Bases 10 to 4800 code for a protein of 1596 amino acids. Gene Ontology annotation, molecular function: protein binding. The record is from RefSeq and is a predicted model, not a curated record. Lineage: Eukaryota; Metazoa; Chordata; Mammalia; Artiodactyla; Bovidae. The transcript has 18 exons.